Molecule: messenger RNA, 2445 nt
Organism: Miscanthus lutarioriparius
Lineage: Eukaryota; Viridiplantae; Streptophyta; Magnoliopsida; Poales; Poaceae
Source: the annotation of a GenBank genome assembly
AUGGACUUCUUGGUAUUCAAGUAUGAUGUGAUGUAUCGGAUCAAGGUUCUGAUAUUUGAUCAUAGUGGUUGCGAGAAAGUACCACCAUGUUUUAUCACGAAAAAUGCUAUUAGUGGUGGACGGAAGAGAGAAGAACCCAUUGAUAUUUCAAGCAGCUAUGCUAAUCUUUCCAUGAGAACACCAGAAACUAAAAAGAAAGCAUUGAAGCAAAGAGUGUUGAUUCUUCAGUGUCAUGGCAAGAGUUGGGAAGUGAUUUGCCGCAUUCAGGUUCAAAAGCUCAACGCAAAGUUAAAAGGCUUUCUAAAGGGUGGGUACGGUUUGCACGUGACAAUAAUUUACAGCCGUGAGAUAUCUACUUCUUACAAGAUGAAUAUUAACAUCUUCUUGAUGCACAAGCAGGCUGUUCAGAAGAGAGUUCAAUGGGUUAGCACUGGUAAAAAGAGUGCUAUAUGGAAGAAAACACAUGAGCGAAAUGCUCGCCGUGUCCUCAACCUGAUGAUAGAGUUAGAAGGUUUAUGGGUGAAAAUGGGCCAAUAUUUAUCCACAAGAGCAGAUGUACUUCCUGAACCCUACAUAAUUGUCCUCAAGCAGUUGCAGGAUUCACUUCCUCCACGCCCUUUUGAAGAGGUUCGUGGAACAAUAGAGAAAGAACUUGGAGAACCCAUGAGUGAUCUAUUUGCUGAUUUUGUCGUGGACCCUCUCGCAACCGCAUCAAUAGCGCAAGUUCAUCGUGCAACUCUAGCAGAUGGCAGAGAAGUAGUUGUCAAAAUUCAGCAUGAUGGUGUCAAGGAGAUCAUAUUAGAGGAUCUGAAGAAUGCAAAAUCAUUGGUUGAAUGGAUAGCGUGGGCAGAGCCUCAGUAUGAUUUUAAUCCAAUGAUUGAUGAAUGGUGCAAGGAGGCUCCAAAGGAACUUGAUUUCAACCAUGAAGCAGAGAAUACUAGGGCCGUCUCCAGGAAUCUUAGUCGCAAAACUGACUGUGGGAGUGGCAGUGUUUCCAAUGUUGUUGAUGUACUCAUUCCAGAAGUUAUUCAGUCAACUGACAAGGUUCUAAUUUUGGAAUAUAUGGAUGGGAUUCGCUUAAAUGAUAAUGAUUCAUUGGAGGCAUUUGGUGUUGACAAGCAAAAACUGGUCGAAGAGAUAACCCGUGCAUACGCUCAUCAACUAUACAUUGAUGGCUUCUUUAAUGGCGACCCUCACCCUGGCAAUUUUCUUGUGAGCAAGGAACCUCCGCAUAAACCGAUUCUCCUUGACUUUGGGCUCACUAAGCGCAUAUCUAAAUCUAUGACGCAGGCACUAGCAAAAAUGUUUUUGUCAUGCGCAGAGGGAGAUCAUGUGGCACUGCUGUCAGCAUUUUCAGAGAUGGGGCUUAAACUGCGGGUUGACAUGCCUCAGCAGGCUAUGGAUAUUGCCACAAUAUUCUUUCGCCAGUCAACCACAGCAAGUGAAGCAAAGGAGAACAUAAAGGCACUAAAUGACCAAAGAGAGAGAAAUAAAAAAGCUCUUCAAGAAAAGAUGAAAUUGAACAACAAGGAGGUUCAACGCUUUAAUCCUGUUGAUGCUUUCCCUGGGGAUGCCAUAAUAUUUAUGAGGGUCUUGAAUCUCCUCAGAGGUCUUUCAGCUUCACUAAAUGUUAGGAUAGUUUAUCUGGACAUCAUGAGGCCAUUUGCUGAAUCAACUUUGUUAGGGAAGCUGAAGUAUGAGGAAACAGUUGCCAACAUAUGGCCAAAUUUUGGAACUAAUGGAAAAGAGUUAAUAAAGGUCCAUCAUCUUCUAAAUCACACAUCCGGUUUGCACAAUGCACUGGGUGAUGUGGUGAAGAAUGAUCCUUUGUUGGUAUGUGACUGGGAGGAGACACUAAACCAGAUUACGAAGUGUACACCUGAGAUCGAACCUGGUUCCACACAAAUUUACCAUUACCUCUCCUUUGGUUGGCUGUGUGGGGGAGUCAUAGAGCAUGCAUCUGGGAAGAAGUUUCAAGAGGUUCUAGAAGAGGCUAUUGUUCGCCCUCUUCACAUUGAGGGGGAGCUAUAUGUUGGCAUUCCACCAGGUGUUGAAUCUCGGCUGGCAGCGCUGACAGUUGACACCGAGGAGCUCCAGAAGCUAUCAGGAAUCAGGGCAGGGGCAGAUGUGCCACCAGCUUUGCUGAACAACAUCGCGCAGAUGGCGUCUGGCCUACCAGCUCUUUUCAACACGCUAUGUCCGGCGGGCCAUCAUCCCUGCUGCCAAUGGCCACUGCUCCGCUCGUGCGCUAGCUCGAUACUACGCGGCGCUAGCAACAGGUGGUUCUGUUCCUCCGCCGCACUCUUCCGGCUCCAAGCCGCCCCUCGGCAGCCAUGUGCACACCCCCAAGUUCCCAACCGUGCCACUCAAGAAGAAGAAGGGCACGGGAAAGAAGAAGGGCGGCAGUGUCUCCACGGGAAACCUCCAGGAUGUCAGCAGCACUGA